Ipomoea nil (Japanese morning glory) is the source of this 1847-nucleotide messenger RNA. RefSeq lists its product as uncharacterized. The record is from RefSeq and is a predicted model, not a curated record. Gene Ontology annotation, biological process: GPI anchor biosynthetic process. The transcript is spliced from 4 exons. Bases 338 to 1768 code for a protein of 476 amino acids. Gene Ontology annotation, cellular component: endoplasmic reticulum. Gene Ontology annotation, molecular function: catalytic activity. NCBI's taxonomy places the organism in Eukaryota, Viridiplantae, Streptophyta, Magnoliopsida, Solanales, Convolvulaceae.
UUCAUAGGUGGGAGUUGGUGUGGUCUUUCUUGUCACGGAGAAAAGGUGCUCAACAAUUUUGGCACCAUUUUCAAUCCACACCAUCAAUUCUUGGAGCAGUUGGGAUGUUCCUUUGUCUCUUUAUUAACUUUUUCUUUGACUUUCCCUCUCCAAGCCCCACAUCUCAAUAGUUUUUGUCAUUUCCCAUUAUACUCUUUGUUGUUGUGUGUGUUUAUUUGAGGUCUUGAGUCAAGGCUUUGCCAACAAGAAACCAACCAGAACAACAUCAAUCUUUGCUAACUAACACCCAUGUUUUUCCCUUAAUCCUUUGCAGGCUGCAAAGAGUUCCCAUAAUCCCAUGCUGUCUAGAGAGCUUUCAUGCAACAACCACCUUUCCAGCAUGUUGCAUGUGCUGAGGAGGAGAUUUCGUCGACUUUUCUCGAGGCUCCGGUUGGUAAUGUGGAGGCGCACGGGGCCUAGAGUCAUCAUCAGGAGAUUUGGGAAGCUGAAUCCAAGAAGAACAUCAAGAUCCUCAACCCAUUCAAAGCCUGCAGUGCCAAAAUCCUCGGCUCUUUCAACCGCCUUUGCUAGGCCUAUUCGCCUUGCAACGUUCAAUGCUGCAUUGUUUACCCUCGCCCCCGCUGUCCCAAAGACCGAGAAGUCAUCCAUUUUUGCUCACGACACCGAGGACUGCUUCAAGAUAGAGCCUGCAAAUAGUCACCCCAAGAGCAUACUAAAAAGAUCCCCUCUUCACCCCAUCCUAAACGAUACUGAUGAUGAUGAGGAGUUUGAUUUCCCUAAACUCACAAAACCGAAGCCAAGAGUCUCCAUAAACCUCCCCGAGAACGAGAUAUCAUUGGCACACAACAAGGUGUUCAGCAUGGUGCCUGUCAGGUCUCCUAUAUGCUUCCCUGCCAUGGCUAGUUGGCUAAACCUCGACGACGGGGGCCUGAGUGGGAGCAGAACCAUUCUUGAUGUCCUCAAGGAAGUGGAUGCUGAUGUCUUGGCGUUACAAGAUGUCAAGGCUGAAGAAGAGAAAGAUAUGAAGCCCUUAUCCGACCUGGCUCGAGCCCUCGGGAUGAAUUACGUGUUUGCUGAGAGCUGGGCUCCUGAGUAUGGGAAUGCAAUUUUGUCCAAAUGGCCAAUCAAGAAAUGGAGAGUUCAGAAAAUCUGUGAUGAUAAAGAUUUCAGAAAUGUGCUCAAGGCAACAAUUGAUGUCCCAAAAGCAGGAGAGCUGAAUUUCUACAGCACUCAACUGGAUCAUCUUGAUGAAAACUGGAGAAUGAAGCAGAUAAACGCGAUGAUCCAAUCGAACGAUCACCCCCAUAUUUUAGCAGGAGGACUCAACUCUCUUGAUGGCUCAGAUUACUCAGCAGAGAGAUGGACAGAUGUUGUAAAGUACUAUGAGGAAAUAGGGAAGCCAACACCAAAGCUUGAAGUGAUGAACUUCUUGAAGGGGAAAGAGUAUGCUGAUGCAAAGCAUUUUGCAGGGGAAUGUGAGCCAGCAGUCAUCAUUGCCAAGGGUCAAAAUGUGCAGGGGACUUGCAAGUAUGGGACUCGAGUUGAUUACAUCCUGGGAUCACAAGGACUGCCCUACAUGUUUGUCCCAGGAUCAUACUCUGUGGUUUCAUCAAAGGGCACUUCUGAUCACCACAUAGUUAAGGUUGAUAUAAUGAAACUACCAAACAGUGGUGAAAAAAACAACAGAAAACACAAGAAAUUGCAGCAGAGAGUUGAAAAGAUAACCACUUCUUGUUCUCCUAAAGGAUAUUGGGAACUAAGCAUUUAGAUUAUCUCUAUGUUCUUUCCAGAUUUUUAUGUUUCAAUAUAAAGCAUAGGUUAUAUGAGUGGUUGAUCUUUUUUUUUUU